AAAACGAAACACACCUGAAUGACUGAAUUUCGUUUUGGAAAUAUCUCUCUUGAAUUCAAAAUCGCCUGCAACUGCAAAUAAAACCCAUUACAUUACUUGUCUCCCUCCUAGGAUGAAGGGUUAAGGCUCUGAUUCUCUCUCCCAUCAACCCCCAAGCCACGCAAAAUCAAUCUCAGUAUUUCAGCUAGGGAUAGGGUUUAACUAUUCACAGACAUGUAUGCUGAUCGAGUGGAGGCUGCAGGGAAGAGGUCAGUAAAGGAGCGUCUCAAUGGCAGUUCUGCCGACGACUUUACUCGCCGGGCGCAAAUUACUGGCAAAAGGCAGAGACAAGAUGAUAAGUGGGAGCAUGAUCUCUAUGAGGAGGAUGAACCAAAUGCUUCAAAUCGCAAAGUCAGUUCUCAAGAUCUUCGACUGAAGCUUCAGAAAAAGAGUCUUCCACAACAAUCAUCACAAAGUGGAAAGGGGUCUGGUGUGCGGGAUUUACGUGAAAAGCUAUCUGGGACUAUGAAUUCACAACCGGUGAAUGCUGAUCCACCUAAGAGAAACUUGGAAGUUGCCAAACCAGCUAGGAAAAGUGUCACAGUUGAAGCUCCUGAGCCAGAGAUUAAAAAGGUUGCUAGUGUAGCGCUUAAAACAAAGUCUCAGCAGAAGGCUGAUACUUCGAUAGAAGGUUUUCUGCAAUCCAUAGGGCUUGAGAAGUAUAUCAUUACCUUUCAAGCUGAGGAAGUUGAUAUGGCAGCUCUUGUACACAUGAAUGAUGAGGAUCUCAAGACUAUAGGAAUACCAAUGGUAAACUUAAGCUGGUCUCUCAGGCACGACAUGCAUAUCUGGGCCCAAGAAAAAAGAUACUGUUGGCAUUGGAAUCCAGGGUCUAACAUUGGGAAGGUGGUCCGUCCAGUUAGCCUGAAUGUGUUUUGUUGAUAUAAGCCUGGUUGUAACAUUUUUCCCUCUUGGUUUUUCUCUUUGGUGUAUUGCUGAAAGUGGCUUAACUGGCUCAUUAUACAUAUGAAACCGGUUGAAUUUUUAGCUUGCACAAGCCAUAGGUUCUUUCUUCUUCUUUGUCUCUAAUUUUUUUUGUUGUUAGUAAUAGUACUAGGGAACUUCUAAGAUGAAUGAAAUUCUAUGUUCUAUUAUGCUA
This is a messenger RNA of Manihot esculenta (cassava), 1138 nucleotides long. RefSeq lists its product as uncharacterized. Gene Ontology annotation, molecular function: protein binding. Lineage: Eukaryota; Viridiplantae; Streptophyta; Magnoliopsida; Malpighiales; Euphorbiaceae. The transcript has 6 exons. Bases 214 to 921 code for a protein of 235 amino acids. The record is from RefSeq and is a predicted model, not a curated record.